This is a messenger RNA of Trypanosoma conorhini, 798 nucleotides long. RefSeq lists its product as uncharacterized. The transcript has a single exon. The record is from RefSeq and is a predicted model, not a curated record. Bases 1 to 798 code for a protein of 265 amino acids. NCBI's taxonomy places the organism in Eukaryota, Euglenozoa, Kinetoplastea, Trypanosomatida, Trypanosomatidae.
AUGUACUCCUACUCCUCUGGCGAUGCGCUCUUUGAUGCGCAAGCCGAGCGCCUCUUUGCUGACAUCGACAAACAGUUGGACAGGUGGAACAAUAAGUACGGGCCGAGAAAUUUGUGUGCGGCGCCGGAAAAAUUACAGUCCGUGGGAAGGAACACCCACGCUGAUGAAGCAGCUGCCUGCCGGAAUACGAACUCCAAGAGCCUUGGGCGUAAGCAACGUUCAGCUGCGUCAAGCCCCACCCAUCAUGGCGGCAGCAGCAACAGCAGCAGCCGUGACGAGAGCAUUCCUACUAGUUACUUAAAUGAGGAAUUGAAACUUGAGGUUUCUGCUCUAGUGGCACGUGUCAGUUUGUUGGAGGGACAGCUGCAGGUCGCUGAGAGUGAGCGCGCGGUUUUGCGAAAUCGAUUGGACGCUGCGCAGCAGCAGAUGUCGGAACUUAUUGAGGCCCAUAAAUCUCUUCAAAAUGAGUGCAUUGCAUUUCGGACGCAGGCGCUGUCAUCACCGCCGCGUGAUGCUGCGCAGGAAAGGGCACGGGAUGAAACUACUCACCCCUCUGCUGGUCAUUCGGCGCACAAUCGAUGUGGCAGUAGUGGUACUUGCUCGGGACCACUAACCGUGGCCUCAACGGAGUUGGUGUCUCCCCAUGCCGUUACUACUGUGCUUGGCCCCAACUUUAGCGGCGAGGCGUCAGACGCCGGACUAGGGGCCACGACGGCUCUGCGAAAGUCAUCUGCACAGGAACGUAAAAUGGCGCUUGAGCAACUUGCACGGCGCCUCCAUGUCUCCCUAACCCCCUGA